This is a messenger RNA of Paramisgurnus dabryanus, 8997 nucleotides long. RefSeq names its product cullin-9 (gene cul9). Lineage: Eukaryota; Metazoa; Chordata; Actinopteri; Cypriniformes; Cobitidae. Gene Ontology annotation, molecular function: zinc ion binding. The record is from RefSeq and is a predicted model, not a curated record.
UGCACGAGAUAGAAAUGAACUCGUACCUGUUCCACAGGAAGCAGCACUGACUGGACUACACUUAACUGUAGUGUACAACGGGCAGCAAAAACGACUUCAGGCUGGGCAACGAUACGCUACCACGGAGAAGAAAACUCCAUCCACCCAGGGGGAAAGUCGAGAAGGAGGCGAAGCCCUGCAACACGGGAGCGACCAUGGUGGGUGAGCGCCGUAACGGCAACCUGCUGGUUCAGCUGGGCCCGAAGCAGCAGGCUUACCCAGAGGAGCUCAUCCGUCAGAGGAGGACUCAUGACGGCCAGACGGAGUACCUGAUUCGCUGGAACCUGCUGGCUGUGGAUGAUAGCAGCAGCUCGGGUGGCAGCAAUGAGGCGGGCGGUGGCAGCGGAAACAGUUCGGGUGUCGGCGGGUCUGGCGGGUCCACGUCAGGAGAAAGCAAGACCGAGAGCAUCCUAAUGUGGAUGUCCACAGAGGAUGUAUAUGCAAACUGCCCCACUCUGCUAGGAAAACGAAUGGCAGACUCCCAAAGGACUCUGCUGGAGGAAGAAGAGCGACCCAGCGGACAGUUCCCCACCAACGUCACCUUCGAUGAGGGCGAACUGUCGGACAUGAAGGAUGACGUAAAGAAUCUUGUUCGGCGCGCGAGGAAGCAGAUGGCCAAGAACAGCGACUUCGGUAUAAGCAUCACACAUACCAUUCAUGUGUUGAGCGCCUAUGCAAGCAUCGGCUCUUUGGUAGGAGUCUUCAAGGAAACAGGCGCUCUUGACCUGCUUAUGGAACUGCUUUGCAACAAAGAACGACAGACUAGACGCAGCGCUGGCAAGAUGUUGCGGGCCUUGGCCUCUCAUGAUGCCGGCAGUCGAGCCUAUGUGCUCCUGUCCCUCAGCCAACAGGAUGGAAUUGAACAGCACAUGGACUUUGAUAACCGCUACACCCUGCUGGAGCUUUUUGCAGAGACCACCUCCUCUGAGGAGCACGGUAUCUCCUUUGAAGGCAUUCAUCUGCCCCAGAUUCCAGGCAAGCUGCUUUUCUCGCUGGUAAAGCGCUACCUGUGCGUCACUUCACUGAUGGACAAACUCAAUACGGCAGGGGUGGAGCCUACCUCUGAUCGACAGGAAGUCGGCCCCUCCUCCUCCUCCACGGCUGCCUUUCAAUCAGAAAAUGCACGCGUGCAGAGGGAGUUUGAGUUCACCAUGGCCAUGGCCAACCUCAUCUCCGAGCUGGUCCGAGUUAUGGGCUGGGAUCGCAAUCGCCAGUCACCCCUCACCUCCAGCUCAGCCAGAUGUAUGGAGAACAUAAGUAACGAAACCCAGAAACACCCGUCUCGCUCCAUCUUUCAGUCGCGCUUCUCCCCUUCAUCUUCAAUCAUGGUCCCAGCUGCAAUGGCCACAGUCACACCACCCAAAAAGAAGAAAACUGCAAACGGUUUCAAGACGCGUUCUGACUUCACAUCGCGCUCGGCUUAUGUGGAGUAUGUGCAGGACAACUUAAAGAGCGGCAUGAUGGUCCGUAUGCUGGAGGACUAUGAGGAGGUCAGUUCUGGGGACGAAGGAGAAUUUCGCUACAGUAACGACGGUUCGCCGCCUGUGCAGGUAUACUGGAACUCUUUAUCCAGGACAUACUGGGUUCACUGGCACAUGGUUGAGAUCUUAGGAAAUGGCAGUGGUACUCAAUCAGAGAAGGAGAGUCAGGAAAAGGCCUCGUCCCUUACAGAGACACUCAAACUCACUACAGUGAGUCAGACAUUCUUCUCAAAGCCCCCUGGAGGACUUUACUCACUGCCGUACCUGAUGGAGAGCCCUCGGGACGACACAGAAACCCUAAGUCGAGCUGAGUGGUGGGAGGUGCUGUUCUUUAUCAAGAAGCUGGAGUCUAAGCAGCAGCAGGAGGAGGUCAACGGCAUCCUAAGGCAGAGCCUCGAUGAACCGAUGGUGGAUCUGGAUGAAUCUACUCUCAUCCAGCUGUCUCUUACGAGCGAGGUGGCGCAGAAGGUUCUUCAUUACCUGAGGCAGAAAUUGCAGGCCUCCUGUCUAACCGACCUACUCUGCUCACAUACUUUCACCAAGCAUUACCUAAGCCGUGGGGGCACCGGCCUGGAGGACGAGGACAUGCUGAUGGACGGCUCGCUGGCAGGACAGGGAGCUUCAUCUUCAUCAUUGCUGUCAUCGGCAGCAUCUUCCUUUUCUUCCUCUUCCUGCACCAUGGGCUCUGUGUCUAAGAAAGCGAAGAAAGAGACCCCAGCAGAUGUGGGAAGUUGUGGCAGUGAAACCGAAAGCGAGCUUCCGAGUGAGGAUGACACCAAGUAUCCGGAUGACCUGGAGGAGAAGAUGAAAGUGUUCAGCAGUCCAAAGGUGCAGGGUAAAAAGAGCUCUCUGGAGAAGAUCGGUGAGGUGGUGGACAUCAUGAGGAAGAGCAGCUCAGACUCAGGACUGCAGCUGGCCGGCAUCAAGGUCAUCAGUAAGAUUUUGGAGGAGGAGGGACCUCAGGAGAGAAGCACCCUCAGAUCAGACUCUGCACAAAGCGUCCGUGAAAAAGUGUUGAAGAUGCUGGUGGAGAUGAUUGGCAGUCAGCCCAAGCAGAACGCAGUGAUUGCGCUGUUGCUGACACACAGUUUCAUGCUAAAAUAUGAGUGGAGGGUCUCCUUCGCCACAGAAGGCGGUGUUAAAGCUAUCUUGUCCUGCAUGCAGGAGUAUCCUACCUGUAUACAGGUGCAGCAGAUCGCACUGGCGACUCUGAAGGUCAUAACAGGUGCCAGUAAGCAUGACCCCUGCAGUGUAGGUGGCUGUGUGCCCCUGUCCGAGUCUGGCACUCAGAUGAUGCUGGAGAUCUUCGCAAGCAUCGGCUCUGCCACACCAGAGGGCUCCAAAGGUCUCCUGUGUGCCAUACCGUCUGCCAUUGAACUCAUGCUCAACACAACAGGCUGUGGAUUGUCUGUGCUAAAUGGGCUGCUGGUCAUCAUCAUGCUGAUCUCUAGCCACAAAACCCUGGCGGAGCAGCUGGUCGCCUGCAAUGUUAGUGCCACGCUGAAGAAGUGCCUUUCUGCGCCGAAUCAUCACAGCAUGCUGGCCAUCAUCGCCCUCAACCACAUCUCUAUGGUCCACAAAUUGGAGAAAAAAGAGUCUAAAGACGAUCAUGACUUUAAAGACACAGAACUAAAGAUGCUGGUGGUGAGUCUGAAGGAAAUGUCAGCCACUAAAGAGGUCAUACUGACUCUGGAACAGUUGCUCUGCGACGACACCUCCCAGCUGGAGAAAGAGAGAAAUGAAGUGACCCACAGUAGAGAUACCUUUCAAGACCUCAUUCGACUCAUUGACCAGCACAGAGUGGACCGUGCUGUACAGCUCUCUAUCCUUAGGAUUUUGAACAAGUUUCUGGAUAACUACAAGGAGGAUCUGCUGCCGUGGCAUGAGAGCAUCGAGCCGUGUCUGUCAUCUAUGACGGCCUUUAUCAGCGACAGAGAUGUCGUACAGCAGUUCAUAUGCUUCCUGCACCGACUCGCGUCUCUGAACAAAGACUACGCUGUUGUGAUGUGCCGUCUUGGCACCAAAGAUGCCCUUCUGAAAGCCAUGGACAAACACAGCACCAACCUGCUCAAGGUCACAGAGCUGCGAGACCUGAUCAAUGAUUGUGAGAAAUACGCCAGUCUCUACAAGAAAAUGACCACCAGUGUGCUGGCAGGAUGCAUACAGAUGGUUCUUGGUCAGAUUGAAGAGCACCGACGCAGCCAUCAGCCUAUUAACAUUCCCUUCUUUGAUGUGUUCCUGAGGAACCUGUGCCAAGGCUCCAGUGUUGAACUAAAGGAGGAUAAAUGCUGGGAGAAGGUGGAGGUCUCCUCCAAUCACCAUCGAGCCAACAAGCUGACAGACAAAAACCCCAAAACCUACUGGGAAUCCAACGGCUGCACAGGCUCUCAUUUCAUCAACCUUUACAUGCACAAGGGUGUCAUCAUCAGGCAGAUGACGGUGUUGGUGGCCAGCGAGGAUUCCAGCUAUAUGCCGGCUCGUAUUGUUGUUCUGGGAGGAGAUGAUCCCACAAAUAUCAAUACUGAACUCAACACUGUGAAUGUGCCACCCUCAGCCAGUCAUGUGGUUCUGCUGGAGAACAUGACCCGCUUCUGGCCCAUCAUUCAGAUCCGAAUCAAAAGAUGUCAACAGGGUGGCAUUGAUACGAGAGUGCACGGGUUUGAGGUUCUUGGGCCAAAGCCCACGUUCUGGCCAGUGUUUAAAGAGCAACUGUGUUGCCGCACGUAUCUCUUCUAUACUACAAAAGCUCACACCUGGUGCCAAGAGAUCCUGGAGGAAAAGAAUCAGCUGCUGCAGCUUUUUAACAAGUUAAACAGUGCCCUAAGACACGAGCAGAUGUUUGCUGAUCGUUUUCUGCCUGAUGCUGAGGCGUCAGAGGCCUUAGGUCGGACCUGCUGGGAAGCCCUCAUCACCCCCAUUAUACAGAGCAUCACUAUCUCAGAGACGUCUACUCUGAGCCCUCUGUCUUGGCUGCUCACUGAGUAUUUAGAGAACGCUGAAUCCUCCAGGAAAUGUAAGACCUCAGCCUCCAUCUUUAACUCUCGUGUACGGCGUCUCACUCAUCUGCUCGUACAUGUGGACACCAGUACGGUCGAUACAGAGGAGCUUAAACCUCCCAUUAAAUCCAAAGGUAUCAACAGAAGCAGAGAUUUGAAGAAUGGGAAAGAUGGAAAGAAUAAAGAAACCACUUCAGUAAACUCAUCAUCUUCCUCUUCCAAACCCAAAGUAAAGAAUACUAGCAGCAUCGCUGGCAUUGCUCUCUGCUGGCAAGGUGUCGUUCAGCGACAGGUAAAGAGUUUCUUGGAUUUGACAUGCAGCCUUCCUGAUUUCGGAGAGCGCUACAGGAACAUGUUCUUACGGCUGAAGAAUGCGAUGGAGGAACUGUUCGGGCAGCACACAGCUUUUGUGCUGGCGCUCCGCCAGGGCUUUUCUGCUGCCCUGCUUCAGCUCUCCAUCCUCACCGCUAUGCAUGUAAGUGAACGGUUUGCACAGUACAUAGACAAGAUGAUCCAGGAGAGUGGAGUGGACUCUAACGUGGACACAUUGAGCCAGCUGCAGCAGUUCCUGGAGCCCAUGCUCUUCCUGUCGGGUCUGGAGCUCGCCAACACCUUUGAGCACUUUUACAGGUAUUAUCUGGGUGAUCGUCUUUUGGGUCAGGGAAGGGUGUGGCUUGAGAGCGCUGUGGUGGAGCAGAUCGGGACCUGCUUCCCAAACCGAUUUCCCCAGCAGAUGCUCAGCAGCCUCAAUGGGUCGGAGGAGCUUCAGCAGGAGUUUCAUCUGUAUCGUCUACAGCAGCUGGACAAAAAUCUAGAGAACUUUGAGGAGAUGAUGGAUGAGGAUGUGUCUGAGCCUGAAGAAGAGAGUGAUGUGAAAGUGUUGGUCUUAUCUCCACGUUGCUGGGCUGUGUCAGCUCCUUGCUACAUGGAGGAUCCUAGCAAACACUUCCCCUCUCAACUCUGCAGAUACCUGGCUGGGUUUACUGAGUUCUACACUAACAGUCAGUGCAUGUAUAGCCUCAGUCACAGUAAGCCCAGGAGGCUGCAGUGGACCUGGCUCGGCCAUGCAGAGCUUCACUACGGCUCCUGUACGCUCUACGUCUCCACGCUGCAGAUGUACAUCCUGCUACAAUUCAACCAACAGGAGGAUGUUAGUGUGGAGGCUCUACAGCAGACCACCGGUCUCUCUCCAGCCAUGCUGACUCACGCUCUCAAACCUCUUACUGUGGAGAAGGGUGUUCUCAUUCAAUCCGGCUGUAGCCAGGACCCCAUGAAGGGGGUCCUGAAACUGAACAAGAGGUCCCUGUCGCAGAGUUCAGACAGACGCGUUCACCAUUUCCUGCUUCCUAAGCAGACAUACCUUAAUGUGGAUGAAGAUGCUGCUAUCACGCUGGAGAGGAAGAGGAACUACGUCUACUGUGUCAUUGUCCAAAUCAUGAAGAAUGAGAAGGAGAUGCAUAUUGAUAAUUUGGUGUUUAAGGUGUUGGACAGAUGUCAGAAACAGGAGUCGAUUCGUGGUGCUGCCUCGCUCCGUUUCAGCUGCAGCACGACCGAUGUACUUUCCUGCAUCAUGCACGUCAUUAAUAAAGGGUACCUGCGCCGCAACGAAGAGAGCCCACACAUCGUAGAGUUUUUAAUGGAAGACCCCACCACACCCCGCAAGGGCCAGGCGCAGUUCUCCUUUAAGAUAGACGUGAAGAAGAGCUCCGCGGGAGGCAGCGACAAGGCAGACACCAGCCUGGGAGGUCUUAUAGUUCCCCCGCAGAAUAUGGAGGACGGCGUGCUGGAGGCUGUGCUUUUCUCCAUGGGUCGCACGAUGACUCAGGAAGAGGUUAAGCAACUGAUGCAGCGCACCGUACAGCAGGUUGCAGGAACUCUGAGUUUGGAUUUGGACCGGGCAGAGCACCUGCUCAUACACUGCAAGUGGAACGUGGACACGUUGAUCCAACGCUACACGGACGACCCAGACUCUCUGGUCCUGGCCGCAGGGCUUAAGAUCAAAAACCCCCAGCCGGAGCCCGGUCCUGUUACCCAGUGUCCUGUGUGCCUGUCCCCGUCCAAAGAGAGUGACCCACCACCCAUGCUCUGUUGUAUGCAUUACUGCUGCAGGUCCUGCUGGCAGGAGUACCUCACCGCUCGUAUCGAACAAAACCUGGUGAUGAACUGUGACUGUCCUAUUCAGACAGACUGUCGGGCACAGCCCACAUCCAAGUUCUUUCACAACAUUCUCACUGAUAAGGACACCAUUGCCAAAUAUGACAACGCCCUUUUGCGAGGCUUUGUGGAGUGCUGCUCCAACCUGACUUGGUGUACCAACCCUCAGGGCUGUGACCAGAUCCUGUGCAAGGAGAACAUUGGCAGCAUGGGCACCUGCUCCAAGUGCUGCUGGUCUUCCUGUUUCAACUGUAACUUCCCAGAGGCUCACUACCCUGCCAGCUGCAGUCACAUGUCUCAGUGGAUGGAUGACGGCGGCUAUUAUGAGGGAAUGAGUAUGGAAGCACAGAGUAAACAUCUGGCCAAACUGAUAUCCAAACGCUGCCCCAGCUGCCAAGCCCAGAUUGAGAAAAACGAGGGUUGCCUACAUAUGACGUGUGCCAAAUGUAACCAUGGGUUUUGCUGGAGAUGUCUAAAGCCAUGGAAGCCAACACAUAAAGAUUACUACAACUGCUCGGCCAUGGUCAGCAAAGCUGCAAGGCAAGAGAAGAAGUUCCAGGACUACAAUGAAAGAUGCACCUUUCAUAACCAAGCCAAGGACUUUGCGAUCAAUCUGGAGAACAAGGUGUUUUCUAUCAAUGAAGCUUUACAGAUGAAGUCUUUGACAUUCGUGAUCGAUGCCUGCAAGAUUCUUGCUCAAGCUCGAAAGGUUUUGGCUUACUCGUGUGUAUACAGCUAUUACAACCAGGAUACUGAGAAGAUGGAUGUGAUGGAGCAACAGACAGAAGCUCUGGACCUACAUACCAAUGCCCUGCAGAUCCUACUGGAAGAGACACUCCUGCAGUGUACAGAUCUUGCCUCCUGUGUGCGACUCCUAAAGCCAGAACAUCUUAACACCGGCUUGGAGCUGAUUCGCAGAAUUCAGGAACGUCUCGUGGCCAUCCUUCAACACUCAACUCAGGACUUCCGUGUUGGUUAUCAGUCCAAGACCGGGUCAGACCAAGACACUGCACAGGCCUCGAAUCUGGCUAAUCACACAGAUGCCAACAAAGAGUCCAAAUCCGACAGGGGCUCGGAGUCGGGAACUUCGGACAACAAUAAUCACGCCGCCGAGGACGUCGGCGAUGAAGCGGAGGAAGAUGAUGAGUAUGAUGAUGAAUACGUGCCAGAAUGGCAUGAAGAUUACGACGAGGACGACAUAGAUGACGACGACUUCUUCUCUGACGAUGAUGAAUCGGAAAACCUAGAGAGGGACUUCAGCCCUUUCGACUAAUCCGUAUUGAAUUAACGAUGCUUACAGAAUGCCUACGAUUUUAAAAGUAGACACUACAAGAACCACACCCAUAUUGAGAAUGAAACUAGAAAACCUGUUACAAGAAAUCCAGAGGUCAGACGUUUCACUGUAAUGUGCUCUUUGCUUUGCACUUAGCAGCUCCUACUUUGAGCCCUAGCCUAAAUUUGGUUGUUACACCGCAAACUAUAUUCAUGUUUAUUUGGGUUUAUGCUGCAGUUUCUUUACAUUACAAAAUCAAAACUUUGUUCAAGGCUGAUGAGGAGGAUACUUUACUGAGUUCAAUGAAGGAUCUUAAAUAUUGAUGUUAUAUUGUAGAGGAAAAAUAUUUUUGGAAACUGUUCAUAGUUUUGUUAACAAUUUGUUUUUGUUGAAAAAAUUGAAAGGGAUGCAUAAACCUUUACAGUAAAUGUUUUAUUUAAUUUGAUCUAAGAAAUGGUGGAUUGUUUAAAUUAAAAAUACCAGAAGCGAAGGCCUUUAUUCCAUUUUAAAUUCCUUUAAAUGCCUUUAUAUACCACAUUUGAGUUUCAUUUCUAUGAUUGUAAGUAUUUCAAAUGAGAAAUGUUUGCAAAGGUUUGAAGAAAGAGAAGUCGUCAGUAUCUGUGUUUAAGGGCUGCACAACAAGUGAUAGACAAGUCUCUUGUCAGACGGCAGUCUAUGAUGAGCAGGUGCUUUAUAUUUAACCUGGUUGUGAUGGGCACAGGACCCCACAAACACACAUUUAACUUUAGCCUGCCUCAUUCAGAUGUAAUGGCAAUAAAUAUUUAAAAGUAUUGUAGCUAGUUGCUUUAUUUGCUAAGCAAAACACCUUAAUCGCUUCGUUUAUUUCUUUAAAAAAAAAGUUUUUAGUCUUUUUUUGACAUGUUUCUGUUCAAUUGUAUAGAUACGGAGAUAUAAAAUAUCUUCCCAAGUCCAGUUUUGAAUUGAGAUAAACUUAUAUAUUCAUAUAUUGUCCAUCUUCUGAAAUGUUUCUCUGUUCAACUUGAUGGAGUUCCUUUACUUCAGCUCACAAAAUAAAUGCUUUUCUUCAAUCUGA